This is a messenger RNA of Penaeus indicus, 2656 nucleotides long. Its product is annotated as acetylcholinesterase-like. Bases 744 to 2630 code for a protein of 628 amino acids. NCBI's taxonomy places the organism in Eukaryota, Metazoa, Arthropoda, Malacostraca, Decapoda, Penaeidae. Gene Ontology annotation, cellular component: plasma membrane. The record is from RefSeq and is a predicted model, not a curated record. Gene Ontology annotation, biological process: acetylcholine catabolic process; choline metabolic process. Gene Ontology annotation, molecular function: acetylcholinesterase activity. The transcript is spliced from 9 exons.
CCGCCGACGGAGACGAUCGCUUGGCACUUGCUAGUCGGUGUUGUGACCCGUCGCUGCCCCUGCACUUCUCUCAGCGGCGCCGAUCUCUUGCCCUCGAGCUCGGUUGGGCGCUUCUGAAGUGACAUAAUGAAUUAAUACAUAGUUAUUUCAAAGAAGAAAAAAAAAACUGAAUCAUAAUCGUUAUAACAUUAAUUAAAGCAACAACAACAAACAAAAAAAAAAACUUUCAAGUGCGCGGGGUGUUGCGAACUCGCGGCCGAAGAGAAAUCAAACCUCAGCGACAUCUUGUACAGGUGUUCACGAAGAGGACGUUCAGAUCAAGACACUCAGCUGCCCCCAGCCAUCUGACAUUUUACAGAUUACUUCCUCGGCUGCCAUGACGGAGGCGGAGGAGAGGCCACGAGCGCGAGGAGCCGUCACAGAAGCCGCCUCUGGCCAGGACGCUGCGUGCUAGUGACGCGGGCGAGGGAGCGAAGGACGGCGAGGCGAGGUGGGGCGGACGCGGACCUCCUCGGCGCCCACUGACUCGAGCUUAGAGCGCUUCGAACGAGUCCCGAGUCCGGAGACGGAGCGCGUCGGUCGAGGUCGAGGCGGAGGACGUUUUUGGGCGCCUCCCGGGACGCGGGCGCGAGCGUGCUGGGGCGCGAAGGUGAUGGUGAGAGCGGAGCGUCUGCUGCGAACUUCGACGUCGUGAUCAGACUCAUGAGCAAGUUGUGAUAGUCAGCCCGCUCGACCUCGACGCCAUGACGGUCCAGGUCAACACGUACUUCCGGCUGGCGCUGGUGCUGACCGCCGUGCUGGGCCUGUGCGCCGCCACCGACCUGCACAACAGCCUCAUCAACUCCUCCACGCUCGAGGUGAACGAACCCCGCAGGGAAGACAAGGGCCGCAAGGUGAAGACGGCCCGGACGAAGGACGCGCUCGUCGUGCAGACCAAGACGGGCCUCGUGAGGGGCUUCAGGGAGAAGGUGCUGGGCGAGUACGUGGACGUGUUCCUGGGCAUCCCGUUCGCCAAGCCACCCCUGGGAGACCUGCGCUUCAAGAAACCUGUUCCCAUCGACCCAUGGCAUGGCAUAUUUGACGCCACGACUCUACCCAAAUCCUGCAUCCAGGAGGCCUACGCUUCGUUCCCCGACUUCGAGGGCGAGGAGAUGUGGAACCCCAACACCGAACUCUCUGAGGACUGCCUCUACCUGAACCUGUGGGUGCCCGCCAGCCUGCGCGAGCCGGGGGCGAAGCCGGCGGAGGUGCUGGUGUGGAUCUACGGAGGCGGGUACAUGGCCGGGACGUCCACCCUCGAGGUGUACGACGGCGACCUCAUGGCCGUCGCAAACAACUUCAUCGUGGCCUCCAUGCAGUACCGCGUCGGGGCCUUCGGAUACAUCUACCUGGACAUCGACGAGGCUCCGGGCAACCAGGGCAUGUACGACCAGGCCCUCGCCAUGAAGUGGAUCAAGGACAACGCCCCCUACUUCGGCGGGAACCCCGAGCGCAUUACGCUCUUCGGCGAGUCGGCCGGCGCCAGCUCCGCCGCCUUCCACCUGCUGUCGCCCGUGUCCAUCGACCUGUUCGACAAAGUGAUCCUGCAGUCGGGCGUCCCCAACAACCCCUGGGCCAUCAUGUCCGCCGACAAGGCCUACGACAUCGCCCUCAAACUCGUCGACGACUGCAAGUGCAACUCGUCGCUGGUGGCCGAGGACCCGUCGCGCGUGAUGGAGUGCAUGCGGCGAGUGGACGCGUCCACCAUCUCCAUCGAGCAGUGGAACAGCUACGGCGGCAUCCUGCAGUUCCCGUCGACGCCCAUCGUGGACGGCGCCUUCCUGCCCGACGACCCUAUGGAGAUGAUCCAAAGGGGCGAGUGCAAGAAGACCGAGGUGCUCCUCGGGUCCAACAAGGACGAAGGUACUUUCUUCAUACUUUACGACUUCUUGAAAUACUUCAAGAAGGACGGCGAGAACCAUCUAAGAAGGGAGGAAUUUUUGGAGAUCAUAAACGAAAUUUUCAAGGACUGGUCGGCGGUGGAGAGAGAGGCCAUCAUUUUCCAGUACACGAGCUGGGAGGACAUGGAGAACGGCUACCUGAACCAGAAGGCCGUUUCGGACGUCGUGGGCGAUUACUUCUUCGUGUGCCCGACCAACCUCUUCGCCCAGUUGUAUGCUGAGAACUGCGACGAUGUCUACUACUAUUUCUUCACGCAUAGGACCUCCAUCAACCCCUGGGGCGAGUGGAUGGGUGUCCUUCACGCUGACGAGAUCAACUACGUGUUCGGGCUGCCUCUCAACAGGUCCAACGGCUACACACACAGCGAAGCGGAAUUCUCGCGUCGACUUAUGCAGUACUACAAGAAGUUUGCUGCUACAGGACGCCCUGUGGACUACGAGGACGAGUGGCCAGUCUACACGCGCGCCCACCCCCGCUACUACGAGUGGAACCCAACGAGCCGUAGCGUGGGGAAAGGGCCCAGGGCGACAGCAUGCGCCUUCUGGAACGAACUCAUGCCGAUGCUGAGGGAAAAGCAGACUGGCGGCAUCUGCGAGAGCGAAAUGCAGAAAGCACUGAACUCCGCGCCUGCGUUCGGAUCCUUCCUGCUGGCUUGGAUCACCUGCUUUUUUACUCUUUCUCUCUUUUAGAUAUUUUGUAUGAUUUAUGAAAAGCA